Dreissena polymorpha is the source of this 5695-nucleotide messenger RNA. Its product is annotated as irregular chiasm C-roughest protein-like. Lineage: Eukaryota; Metazoa; Mollusca; Bivalvia; Myida; Dreissenidae. The transcript has 17 exons. The coding region runs from base 1509 to 3722 and encodes 737 amino acids. Gene Ontology annotation, molecular function: cell adhesion molecule binding. The record is from RefSeq and is a predicted model, not a curated record. Gene Ontology annotation, cellular component: cell-cell junction. Gene Ontology annotation, biological process: cell-cell adhesion.
GUGCUGUAAAAUCCACGUGCGGAAGACUGUCAACAAAAGCCUAAAAACGCUUAGUUGUGUUUGAUAAUUAUUUAUUUACAAGGUUCUUGACAAACGACGUGUUAUAUCUUUUUCCAGAUAUUUUUGGAAGUAAUGUACAAUCCCGCCAUAUAUAGAUCAAGCUCAACUGAGCACGAAGUGUUCAAGUCCACCGAUUGCGUUCACCAUAUUUGCAUACUGCACAGGCUAAUCUGCUCAACUGAGCACGAAGUGUUCAAGUCCACCGAUUGCGUUCACCCUAUUUGCAGACUGCACAGGCUAAUCUGGUAGUGUUCAAGUCUACCGAUUGCAUGUGUUCACCCUAUUUGCAGACUGCACAGGCUAAUCUGGUAGUGUUCAAGUCCACCAAUUGCGUUCACCCUAUUUGCAGACUGCACAAGCUAAUCUGGUGACAACCAAGGCACUGCAUCAGGCUGUGCUCCUUUCACCCUUCUGGACAGUGUGGCUGUGCUUCAUUCACAGGACAGUGUCAUCUGCUGCCUGGUAAAACCGGUCAACUCCUUUGUUAACUCAUUUACAAGAUUUUUUAAUUUUUUGACUCUUUAAUUUCUUAGAAGAAUGACAGAAUUUCUUAUGAAAAUAAGCGCACAUGGUGUCAUAUUGUAUAUAUUUCUGAAGCUGUUGGUUGCAAGAGGGAGACAGCUUGCCGUAUAAUAAAAGGGCCGCCUGGCGAGAAAUUAAUGUAUUGGAUUUGGGAGACGCUCAGACAACAUCCAGAUUACACUUGUGUGAGUGAUUCUGUGAUGGGAGUUAGUGAUGAACAAUUUCUUUUCACAUUGCGAUGAUAAUGGAAAAUUGAAAAGCUGUGGAAAUUUAAACUGCAGACGACAGCUGAGUAGUUGCUACAGCGAUAUAUUGUCAACUUUAUGGUCUUUUGUCAAAAACAUUUCUCUUCCUAUAAAUGAAAAGUGAAAAAACAAAUAAAUAUUGGCCUUUAUUAACGUGGAUUCUAUUGGAGAAAUUUGUGAAGUUGAUCGAAUUUAAAGAGACUUGGGAAUUCAGAUCACAUCAAAUUCAGUGAGUUAACCAGUGGAUUAGAACACUGACUUGACAAAAGUGGAUUAGAACCGUGCUUAAAUAGACUAGCAGGAGCCUCUGUUACAUCCUCACUGUGGCAUGGGAAGUGAGAUUGGAGAUAACAGUCCGAGAUCCUUGUAUACAAACUUGUGGAAAAGUAUAUAACAAGUCAUUAGAGAAACUUAGUGACUGCUUGAAUAGUGUGCUAUCGUGUAGCUGAUAUAUUUAUAUAUCUGGAUUGUAUAUAACGGAAUGCUUAGUAGGGAUCUAUAACCAAGAUAUAUUUUUCUGGAAAAACAGAAAACUUAUUGAAAACUGGCUUACAUUUACUGAAGGAUUUAUUGCAUGAGAAUGAAUUUCAUCACUAAACAGCAAAUAGGAUAAUCCUGUAGUAGUGUAAACCAACUUUUGAGGAAGGACUCCAUAUCAGGUUGAUUGGAAGAAACGUUGCCAUGGUGAAUUGGCUGCUAGAAGAAAUGAUGUCAUUCCAGUUUAAAAUUCUACUUCUUACAUUCCUUCGAAAUGCGCAUGGUGUUCAAGAGAUAUACCGUGGCCCAGAGAACGUUCAAGUCACCCAGGGCUCAAACAUCGUGCUGCGUUGCGUGGUAAAGAACCGCGCAGGUGUCGUGCAAUGGACACAAGACGGGUUUGGACUUGGCACAGAUAGAAACCUACCGGGAUAUGACCGCUACUCCAUGAUUGGUGGAAGCAUUAACAAUGGCGACCCACUUGAGGACUACAGUUUGAAGAUAGAGAGGGUCAGUUUGGAUGAUGACGCCAACUACACAUGUCAGGUGACCGCCACCAACACAGAACCCCCGCUAGUCAGUGAGGUGGCCGCUCUUACAGUCCUCAUUCCCCCUAGUCCACCAUUACUCUCCAGUAAAGUGACGGUCCCUGUAAUCCUUGAGAAGCCCACAAACAUCACGUGCCAGGCCCUGAGCGGCAAACCCAUGGCCCAGAUCACUUGGAAGAAAGACGACGUCCGCAUCACCGAGAACCUGUUUGAGGUGACGACCUUGCAGCCAGACCGGAAACGGGUGGACACAACAGGGAUAGUGACGAUCACAGCGCAGUCGAGUGAUGCUGGCAAGAAGAUAGAGUGUGGAGCCUGGAACGAGGCGCUGAAGGAUCGGGAACCACUGUGGACCCAGGCCACUCUGGACGUGCAGUAUGCUCCCAAGAUCCGGAUGACUCACAGCAACCCUGACAAGACAAUGAGGGAAUUUGAUGAUGUAAAGUUUACUUGCGUAGGGGAGGCGAAUCCGUUUGACAUCGUAUGGAAGUGGUACCGGAAUGGAGCCUUGAUACCAGACGAGGGCCGUAAUGUGUACCUGAUACCUCAGAUACAGCGGGAGUACCAUGGCAACGUGAUCAAGUGCGAGGCAACCAACAUCGUCGGCAGCACGUCCGUGGAGCACUCCCUCAACAUCCUAUAUGGUCCAAGGUUCAAAGCGGAGGCCCAGCAUGUGUCUGUUGAUAUAGGAGAGAGGGCAGAGCUUGUCUGUCAGGCAGACGGCAACCCAUCGGCUGAAAUCACGUGGCGACGUCAGAACAAGUACGAUGUCCUUCACACAAGCUCCACCUUUGUGAUUCCCAGCGUGCGGGACGGAAUGUUCGGGGUCUACACCUGCACUGCCACGGUCCUGGGCUUCCACGAAAUCAGACGGGAUAUCUACAUCACUCAGAACGGUCCUCCAGAGAUCAUGAGUGAUGCGACCCAGUUUGCCACCCUAGGCGAGCGAGCGUUAAUCCAGUGCAUGAGCAUAUCGUCGCCGAAACCCAUCUUUGUCUGGUCCCGCUUUGGCGCGCCCAUCGACUACGCGACCUCGGGACGGUUCUCUGCUCCGGAAGAAGGCCUGCCCUACGGCGGGAAAAGCACGCUGCAGAUCAUGAAUGUACAAGAGGAAGAUCUUGGCGUGUAUAACUGCACCGUCUACAACACCAAGGGGACUGCAACACUCAUCAUACGACUGGCUAAAGCAGAGGAGCUUCAGCUGGGAGUGAUCAUUGGAGGGGCAGUGGGUGGGGUAGGGGUGAUCUUCAUCAUUGUGAUAGCCUGCGUCGUCUACCACAAGUGUAGGCACUCUGAUAACGAGUCCUAUGCAGAGACGGACAGCAACACAGAGUUCAAGAAGCGGGACAAGAAUGAGUCGCCGACAGAGAUGACCAAGUCUACUCUGAUGGACCAGUGGAGGCAGGACUACAACUAUAGAUACUCCGCAGAGUUUGAUGAUGCUGAUGGGAAGCCAAACAACUCUGGUCAUUAUGUGCGGUAUGACGACACGGAACGCUACGGUACCAUGCCAACAACUUUGACGACCAAUGGGAGCUCGUAUAUUGAGAGUGGGGAUGAUCUCGGGCCACUGAAUAGGUAUGAAAACAGCUACAGCACAGGUUACAUACCAUCAACAUUCAGGAGUCCUUCCCGAGCUGAGAUUGUAAGCGGGCGCACGUCUGCUAACGACAUUGUGAGUGGUAGAGUGUCCGCCAACGAUUUUGCUAAUCGAAUUGAGUUCAUGAGUGGACGUGCGUCAGCUACAGAUUUUACAGGAGGUCGAGUGUCUACAACGGAAUUCUCUGGGCGUCUUUCCGUGGAGCCUUUGGAACCAUUCAGGCUUCCUCCUGCUGACCAUUCAACAUCAAAACUAGCUACCAAUGUGUAACGUCAUGUCUGAUUGGUCAGUUUGAAAUGAACGUCUUGCAAAGUGUGAUAUGAUUGGAUGGAUUCUCCUUUGUUUGAUUGGCUGAUUUAAGUCCUGUAUUAAAUUAAGUGUGAUAGACAUUGUGACACUGAAUCAUUGCCAUUAGAAUCUGUGUGUUAUAGAAGGAGAACAAGACUUAUGUGUUAAUGUGUGUUAAUGAACAUUAUGUUGAGCCAAUGUGUCACUGUGAAUUGUUGUUGUGUGGAGUCAAUUUAAGUGAGAGAAUGCCAUAUAGAGCCAAUUUAUGUGAAUUGUUCUCAUCUAGAGUCAAUGUGUGAAAAUGAAUUAUAAGAAGCUAAUGUAUGUGAAUGGUUGUUGUGUAGAGCACAUGUUUAUUGAUGGUUGUCAUAUAGAGUUUUUGUCCAUACCAUAGUCAAACCUUCUGUUUUGACUUAUUGUGUAUCAUGUUCACUAUUUUCAGACUCCCAUAUGAUUGAGAGACUUUGAUUUUGCAGGAAUAAUCGUGAUGCUUGAAUUCAUGUGCGUUUGUCAUCAUAAACCCAUCACUUCAUUACAGAUGUACACAGCAGUUCAGUUUUCUCUUAUUAAUACUAUGGGAAAGCUAAGUAUGUUUUUGUAAUACUGUUAAGGCUUUAACUGCAUUUGGAGUAUAGGGACAGUGUUGUUUCUGAUAUAGACAUUAGGGACAGUGUUGUUUCUGAUAUAGACAUAAGGGACAGUGUUGUUUCUGAUAUAGACAUAUGCCUUGCUAUGGGAAAACCUGAUUGUUGCGUUAAGUGUCCUUCCAGAUUAGCCUGUGCAGUCCACAUAGGCUAAUAAGGGACGAAACUUUCCACUUGUUGUAUUUUUCAUUUAACGUCUUAGCUUAAACCCAGUUAAGGUGGAAAGUGUCAUCCCUGAUUAGCCUGUGCAGACUUCACAGGCUUAUCUGGAAUUACAUCAUUGCUCAUACAUUUAACCCCAUUUUCCCACAGCACAACACAAAUUGUUAACAGAUUCAACUGUUGCCCCAUUAUAUGCUGAAAAUCAUGGAGAGAUUUUACUGAGGGUUUUCCAACUAAAUGGAAAAGCUUGUUUCAUUCAUUUUACUUGUGUAUAUAUAGUCAGUUACAAACUGUCUUCAAAGUGCAUUCUAGUCUGUGCAGGCUUCUUGUUAUUAUGUAAUUUUUGUUGCUUGUCUCACACUGGUCAGGAAAUUCCAGUAAUGUUACAAUGUUUUUCUGCUUUUAAAGCCACUCAUUUUUGAAGUUCAUUUUUUACAUUUGGUAGUUUUUUGUCUGAUCUUAACUUUAAUGAAAUGUUAGUUAAAACAAAUAAUUAUAUUUAUUGUUUGUGUGUGUGUUGUUUUAGUGCUUUUUUUCAUUUGCUGAAGAUUCUUAAUAAAAUCUUCGCAACUAUAAAGUAUUUAAACUAUAAGCAAAUAUUACUUAUUAUAACUUUCUAUCUUCGUCAUGUGUUGAAAUGUUUGCCACGUGGCAUUUGAGAAUAAUUUAAUAUUCUAAAUUUAUUGAAAGAACUAUUCUGCAGAAAUCUUGUGCAACAUAAAUAUUUAGGGAAAUGUUUGGAAGUGUUCUGAUCAUGUAAAGUUUAAUAAUAGAUAUGUCUGAUGAGUCAGAUUACUAUCUUUAUACUACAUUUGGUCCACACUUUGGGAAAAUAAGCCUUAAUGCAUGUAAGUUAAGUUUAAUUCCAGAUUAGCCUGUGCAGUCUGCGCAGUGUGUGGCUUAUUCUGAUUAUAAAAUGUAACUUCUCAUGUAUUCAAAUAAUACGUAAUUUAAUGAUGUCCAUAAUACUUGCAUUAUUUAAGGGGAACAUUGUUUUUGUUUGUUACCAUUUAUUGUUUUUGACUAAAUUUGUUGUUAACUAUACUUUCUUUGUUUAUGAUUAAUUGAUAUGUUUUACUUUAAAAUAAUUUGAUAUUAAUGCAAUGUUUUAUAUGACGAAGCUUAAAACUAUUUAGUGUUCACUCUUGA